UCUGAACAACCUGUUGACUGCAAAGAGCAACGAGAGAGAAACAGCUGACUGAAGCCAUGAUCUCCACAUUACAGAAAACCAUUCGACCAGUAUGGGCUGUCAGGGGGCUGCAUAAGUCUGCAGUAGAAGCCUUGAAGCGCCCGGACCCUGAAGACACAGUCACAGCCAGCUAUGGGAGGUUCAUCAGUGAAGUCAAGCCUCAGCACUUGUCAUCACUGGUGCUUCACCGCAGCAAAAGAAUGGUGCUGGACAGCAUCGGAGUUGGUCUCAUUGGCAGCACUACAGACGUGUUUGAAUUGGCCCUGCAGCACUGCCAGCACAUGUAUGCUCCUGAUGACAUCAGCUCUGUUUACGGACGCAGAGGCAGCAGGCUCUCUCCCACACUGGCUGCUUUCGUCAAUGGAGUGGCUACUCACUCCAUGGACUUUGAUGAUACAUGGCACCCUGCCACUCACCCCUCAGGAGCGGUCCUCCCUGCUGUGUUAGCACUCAGUGACAUGAUGCCUAACAGCAAACCCAGUGGCCCUGACUUCCUGCUGGCAUUCAACGUCGGCAUUGAGAUCCAAGGCAGAUUGAUGAGGUUCUCUCAUGAGGCCCACAACAUCCCUAAGAGGUUUCACCCUCCAAGCGUUGUGGGGACCAUGGGGAGUGCAGCCGCCUGUGCUCGCCUCUUGUCUCUAGAUCACUCCCAGUGCAGUCAUGCCUUGGCUAUAGCUGCUUCUCUCUCUGGAGCCCCAAUGGCUAAUGCUGCCACUCAGUCCAAACCCCUUCACAUCGGUAAUGCCUCACGUUUGGGGCUGGAGGCUGCUUUGCUGGCCUCCCGGGGCCUUGAGGCAAGUCCUCUGGUCCUCGAUGCUGUUGCUGGUGUGGCCGGCUUCGAUGCCUUUUAUGAAGACUAUGUGCCCGAGCCUUUAGAAUCCCCCAAUGACGGCCAUGUGUUCCUGCUAGAGGAGCAGGACAUGGGCUUCAAGCGCUUCCCAGCCCAUCUGGGGAUGCACUGGGUAGCAGAUGCUGCUGCCUCAGUCCAUAAGCUCCUUGUGGGGUUGGGCCCUGGCACUGUCUCCCCAUCUCAAGUCCAAGACAUCCUGCUCAGAGUCCCCAAAUCAAAGUACAUCAACAGGCCAUUCCCCGAAUCUGAGCAUGAGGCACGCCACUCCUUCCAAUUCAACGCUUGCAGCGCUCUCCUGGAUGGCGAAGUGACCGUGCAGUCCUUCACUCCGGCUGCUCUGAUGCGCCCAGACCUCCUCGCUCUGCUGAGUCGUGUUCGCGUGGAGCAUCCCCAUGACAACCCUGCUAAUUUUAACAGCAUGUAUGGGGAGGUCCAGGUUACACUUGUUGAGGGAGAAAUUCUGAAGGGACGCUGUGACACGUUCUACGGUCACUGGCGUAACCCGUUGACCAAUGAGAGCCUGAGGAAGAAGUUCAGAAACAACGCGGGGGCGGUGCUUCGCUCAGAGCAGGUGGAGGGGCUGAUUGAUGUGGUGGGGGGGCUGGACACACUUGGAGACUGCAGGGACCUUCUCUCACAGCUGCAAUGAGACAAAGAAAUGACAUUGAAAUAGAAAUUAUUGUGUGCAAAAAUAUAUAAAAUACAUUUAGCAAAGAUCUUUUUUGUAAAAUGUAUUUGACACAUUUGCCCAAAUCCAGGCUGGAAAAUGUAACUUGUUUCCCUUAUGUAAUUGGUGAUGGUGAAAAGGCCACUAUGUUGUACACUAUGAUUCUUUAACACCCGUAAUGACAAAUACUGAAAUAUCUCUUGAGCCAUGUCAAAACAUAUUUAUGAAAUGUACAAUUAUGUAUGCUGAAUUAUGUGAUUGUAUAGUCAUAUAGGACACUUUUAACUUGUAAAAUAUGAUCUAGUAACAUAACAAAGACGAAAUGAAGAAAAAUGUAUGAAUUUAUAUAUUACGUUUUUAUUAGUAUACUUUCAGAUAUUAAUGUUGUCAAAAUACUGCACUUUAUGUUUUUUGUGCCCAAUAAUGUAAGAUGUUUAUUUCUCCACAUUGCAAUGUUUAAUGCUUUAAACAUGUAAAUACAACACUGUUUUCUCUUCCACAUUUCAGAAUUUCAAACAUGUAGCAUUUCUGUUUGUGUUAUGAGCUUCAAUAAACUUACAAAAAAAAACACAGUCUAAGAAAUUAAAUAUUUGACAGAAGAAAAUUAUAAUGUGUUUUGUUUGGCCAUGGAAGCUACUAAUCUGUCUUUUGUGAGUCCUUAACACACAAUGAAAAUGAAAGCAAAAGAGUAGGUU
Trematomus bernacchii (emerald rockcod) is the source of this 2251-nucleotide messenger RNA. Its product is annotated as cis-aconitate decarboxylase-like. The transcript has 6 exons. Lineage: Eukaryota; Metazoa; Chordata; Actinopteri; Perciformes; Nototheniidae. The coding region runs from base 57 to 1538 and encodes 493 amino acids. Gene Ontology annotation, molecular function: lyase activity. The record is from RefSeq and is a predicted model, not a curated record.